AUGCACAAAACUGCACCGUUUACACCAGUGGGUCUGCUUGAUCAUGAGCAAGGCCUAAAGCCCACUUCAGACCCGUUAAGACUGCUUCUCGUUCGACACAGGACGACGACGUCUUGUUGGCUUAAUCCCUUGGCUAAAAUCCCAGAUAUUGAGAAGUGCUUAGAGGUUGUUGCCACUUUGCAAGCAAGGAAGGGUACUGACUCGGACUCGGUGUGUUUGUGGUUGGGAGCAAAUGUCAUACCGGAAUAUUCCUGCGAAGAGAUCCAUUACCAUAGAAUAACUUCUGAUAAUAUUUGUUGUUCCAUCAAUCUGGAAAAUGCUAAAGCAAGCUUGGAGAUUCUUGUAGCUGAUUUACAGUUCUUGAGUGAUCAAGUCACAGUUACUCAAGAGAUACUUGUAAAUUUUAUUCAGCUGAGUCAGCGCCUCACGAUUUAUCUUUCCGUGACGAGCAGGUUACCAUUGCGCGUAAAACAAGUUACCUCUACUCCUAUCGCUGCUGCAGAAGAACAGCACCGCUCAGUAUUGGUGAUGAGAGUCAUGACGGCAAAAAGUGUAAAUGAGAAACAAAAGUAA
This is a messenger RNA of Thlaspi arvense, 573 nucleotides long. Lineage: Eukaryota; Viridiplantae; Streptophyta; Magnoliopsida; Brassicales; Brassicaceae. The record is from the annotation of a GenBank genome assembly.